ACCGUCGUCCCUGGCGCGUGACGGUGGGGAACGGCGAACGCGGUGUGGGAGACGCAUCAAGACACCAGCGCGUUUCCGUUAAUGGAGGGGGGAAAAUGUAGUAACUUGGCAGUGAACUAAACGGCAGUGAUUUAACGACCAUGAAUUCAGUUGACCUUGGCCGAGAUGUUGUCGGAGCUUCAGUUUUGUAAAAUACACACUUGUUGGAUCGGGCUGGCACUGUGAGGACCUUGCUCUCAAAUAUACUUGCAAGAAUGAGUCAGAAUAAGAACUCAUCUGUUUUGUCCUAUGAAGGAUGCAAAAACUUUCGGAUGAGAAUUGUACUUGCAACACUCAGUGGUAAAAUGGUCAAAAUAAAAAAGAUUAGAGCAGGAAAUGAUGAUCCCGGUGUCAAUGAGAGCGAGGCCAGCUUCCUGCGUCUGAUGGACAAACUGACCAACGGCACGCGCAUCGAGGUGAACGAGACGGGUACGUCCGUGACGUACAUGCCGGGUCUGCUGGCCGGUGGCCGGCUGGAGCACGCCUGCAGCAAGCAGCGCGGCCUCGGUUACUAUCUGGAGCCGGUGAUGAUGCUGGCUCCGUUCUGCAAGAAGCCGCUCCACCUGACACUGCAUGGCGUCACUAACAGCCAGAUGGACCCUUCGGUGGACCAGCUGAAGCACAGCUGCCUGCCAAUCCUGCGCCGCUACCUGCUGCUGGCUGACGAGCAGCUGCAGCUGAAGAUCGUGCGGCGCGGCAUGGCGCCCGGUGGCGGCGGACAGGUGUUCUUCAGCUGCCCCGUCCAGAGGACGCUGAGAGCCACUCAGUGGCUGGACCCGGGCAAGAUAAAGCGGAUCCGCGGCGUGGCGUACGCUGCCCGCGUCUCCCCCGCCAUGUCCUCGCGCAUGGUCGACUCGGCCAAGGCGGUGCUACUUAAGUUCCUGCCGGAUGUGUACAUCUACACGGACCACUACAAGGGCGAGAUGGCCGGAAAGUCGCCCGGAUUCGGCAUCAGUCUGGUGGCCGAGACGACCACCGGCUGUAUGAUGACGUCAGACGUGACGUCACAGCCGCAGGGCGCCGAGGGACCUCCGAGCGUACCGGAGGAGCUGGGAACCUCGGCGGCCCACCUGCUGCUCGAUGAGGUUUACCGGGGCGGCUGUGUCGACUCACUGGCUCAGAGUAUGAUGCUGCUCUACAUGUCGCUCGGACAGAAGGACGUCUCCAAGGUGAAGCUGGGCCAGCUCACCCCGUACACGAUCGAGUUUCUGCGUCACCUGCGGGACUCAUUCCAGACUGUAUUCCGGAUAGAGAACGUGAUCCCCACGGAGGAGGAAGAGGACCUCAACACCGGAGGAGGGAAGCUGACGCUCACCUGCCUCGGCGCCGGCUUCAGCAACCUCAGCAAAACAGUCUCCUGAGGGGGUGGGGGUUUCAAUAUGGCGGCCAACGUGGACUGCUCCAAUAUGGCGGCCGCCAAUGCUGUUCGUGGUUUGUGAGAGAUGUUCGUGGAUAUGUGUUUUAUUGUGUCGGGCGUAUGGACCAGUGCUUGCGGCGUGUGAUGGGGUACUUCACGUCUCGCUGCGCGGAGGUGUCAUCAAGUGUCAUUUGUCAAUGCCAGACGGUCUUCCUGCCGUCUUUUAUAUGACGCCAAGCUCGCAAUACAUUACGCAUGAGCGUA
Molecule: messenger RNA, 1660 nt
Organism: Amphibalanus amphitrite
Lineage: Eukaryota; Metazoa; Arthropoda; Thecostraca; Balanomorpha; Balanidae
Product: RNA 3'-terminal phosphate cyclase-like protein
Exons: 8
Coding region: 255-1400 (381 amino acids)
Biological process (GO): endonucleolytic cleavage of tricistronic rRNA transcript (SSU-rRNA, 5.8S rRNA, LSU-rRNA); ribosome biogenesis
Cellular component (GO): nucleolus
Molecular function (GO): RNA endonuclease activity
Source: RefSeq, a predicted model, not a curated record